AUGUCUGCCUGUCGUUUCAAUGUCCCAAGCCUCAUAAACAUGAAGCAGACUGUCCAAGAGAAGUUUGGCUUGUCUCCCUGCACCUGGCAGCUUCAGUCGGCUCGAUAUCAGCUCAACAAAAAGGACGUUGUCACCAUCUCCCCUACUGGCUCCAGCAAAACACUUACAUUUUGGAUUCCUCUCCUAUUUAAUGCAGGUAGGAUUAUCAUCAUCGUCACGCUGCUGAAUAUAUUAGGGGAGAAGAACCAGAAGGAGGCAGAGGCUUAUGGUUUCCCUGCCAUCAAUUUGUGUAAGGAGACGGCUACAGAUCAGGUAUUCAAGGCAUUGUGGAAGUCAAAGAAGUUUACCAAGAAGAUAUUCAAUAUCACAUUUGAUGAAGGGCACUGCAUAAGUGAAUGGGGCGAGGACUUCAGGCCACAGUACAGCGAGCUGGGGAAUCUUAGAUGGUAUUUGCCUGACCAUGUGACAGUCCAUGUUGUAUCAGCAACAAUGCCACCACAUAUUUUGGCCGACGUCACUUCGAAGCUCCGUAUCUGGUCACAUAACCUUGCGAGGGUCACCUGGUCUAACAACCGUCCAAAUAUUAGCCUUAUUGUUGAAGAGAUGAAGUUUCCGCGUAAUACCAUGCAUGAUCUAACCCGAGUCCUGGAUAUGAGACUUGGAGAUAUAAAUCCACCACAGAAGUUUAUGAUCUUCACGAAUUCUUGGACUUCGGCAGAAAUGACUUGCAACCGCUUGUGUUCGGAUCUCCCUGGACAUUUGCGGGGGAAGAUCUUCUGGUUCCAUUCCAGGAUGACAAUGAAAUUCCGUAUCAAUGCGAUGGCAAAGCUUCAAGAAGGUGGACUGUGGGGUAUCUGCUGCACCGAUGCAGUGGGAAUGGUUAGUGACAAUUACAUUUAA
Suillus paluster is the source of this 900-nucleotide messenger RNA. Its product is annotated as P-loop containing nucleoside triphosphate hydrolase protein. The coding region runs from base 1 to 900 and encodes 299 amino acids. The record is from RefSeq and is a predicted model, not a curated record. Gene Ontology annotation, cellular component: cytoplasm; chromosome. The transcript has 2 exons. Gene Ontology annotation, biological process: double-strand break repair via homologous recombination. Lineage: Eukaryota; Fungi; Basidiomycota; Agaricomycetes; Boletales; Suillaceae. Gene Ontology annotation, molecular function: four-way junction helicase activity; 3'-5' DNA helicase activity.